AUGGACACAACGCCUGUGACGUUCGAAACUUUUGCAAAAGCAUAUGAAUGUAUCCUGGAAUGUGUUGAAGAUGAAUUUGGUAAACGAAAAAAGCAUUUAACAGCUAAUGAUCUCAAGCACGUUGUUAUAAUCCAUAAAACAUUGAUCAAUCGCGGUUUACAUCUCUCUCGAAUUGGAGAUAGCAUAUUAACUGAAAUAGUUGAUUCAUUAUUAUGCGAAUGGGAAGAAUCAGCGCCACCAUCAGUAGCAGUACAGCAGCUUGUUUCACUUCUCUCCAGGCCUAUUAUUAAGAGCUUAUUCUCCGUAUAUGAUAUAACUUCAAAUCGCACCUAUUUGCCACAAUUACCAGAAAUACCCUAUGAGGUUGAUGACGAUGAUGGUAUUGCUAUUAAACUGGUUCGAUUGGUAAAAGGUAAUGAAGCUCUUGGUGCAACUAUAAAAUGUGAUACUGAUGGAAAAGUGUAUAUUGCCCGUGUUAUAGCUGGUGGAGUAGCUGAUCGUAGCGGCAAUAUUCAGGUUGGAGAUCGGGUUUUGGAAGUGAACGGUGUCUCUGUUACGGGCAUGAGUCCAAAUGAAAUCGUCAAAUUGUUAGGUAACGAAAACAAUGAAAACGGCACAGUCACUUUCAAAUUAGAACCUGCUGAAAUACCUGCAGCUGUUGUGUGGAAUGAAUCGCGACACGUUCGUGCUUUGAUCGAUUAUUCUGGUAGUCGGGACUCCUUACAUCCUUGUCCAGAAGCAGCUCUUUGUUUUACCCGAGGGGAAAUAUUGGAAUUAGUAGUAACAGGUGAUGAACAUUGGUGGCAGGCACGUUCACUCGGACAUGGCUCAUUUGCCACACUACCAUUAGCAUCCGCUGUUAAUCAGCUUAAAAAACGAGUAGGUGUCAUUCCAUCGGAAGAAUUGCAACAAAAACAUCGCACUUUGAGAGAGAAUGAAAAGUUCAAGAUUGGAACUCGAAAGUUUCUGAAAACUGGCAAUGAGAUUGAUAGUUUAUUGUAUGAAUCAGUAUCAUUACUAUAUCCGAAGCAGUCUCUUAUCCGGCCAAUCGUUUUAAUCGGACCCCCGGGUGUUGGGCGUAAUGAACUUAAAAAGCGACUAAUUGCCAUCAACAGUGAUCGUUAUGCUACAAGUGUACCUCAUACCAGUCGUCCUCGACGUUCACAUGAAAAAGAUGGUGUUGAUUACCAUUUUGCUAAACGUGACAGCAUGGAACACUGGAUAAGACAAGGACGAUUCUUAGAAUAUGGAGAAUAUAAAGGAAAUUUAUAUGGUACACUUGCUGAUUCGGUUCAUGCUGUUAUCAAACAAGGUCGCAUACCUGUUCUGAAUACACAUCCUUUGGCAUUACGGAUUUUGCGCUCGAAAGUGUUCAAAUCUUUCGUUAUUUUUGUUAAACCACCGCCAUUUGAUAUUUUAAAGGAAACUCGACGUCAGCAUCGUGCACGAAACUUGCAAGCUACAGAUUCUGGUCAUCAUGGUACAUCAACACCAAUAUCAGUUCGCGGAUUUACAGAUUCAGAAUUUGAACAAAUGAUCUCAGCUGGUGAACAGCUUUUUCAGAUCUAUGGACAUAUGUUUGAUCAUGUGUUGACAAAUGCUAAUUUCGAGGCUUCAUUUGAGCAAUUACGAAACAUAGUAAAUAAAUUAGAGCAUGAACCAACAUGGGUACCUUCCGAUUGGGUCGAUUAA
This is a messenger RNA of Brugia malayi, 1692 nucleotides long. It is a transcript of the gene Bma-magu-1, whose product is annotated as Guanylate kinase family protein. Gene Ontology annotation, molecular function: protein binding. The coding region runs from base 1 to 1692 and encodes 563 amino acids. NCBI's taxonomy places the organism in Eukaryota, Metazoa, Nematoda, Chromadorea, Rhabditida, Onchocercidae. The transcript has 10 exons. Gene Ontology annotation, cellular component: cell-cell junction; plasma membrane. The record is from RefSeq and is a predicted model, not a curated record.